AUGAAUACGGUACCAAAACUCAACGUCCGUCUGGUGAAACUCAACAACCGAUCCAUCUAUUUGAAGCAGCUCGAGGAGCAGUAUAAGAGAAAGUGGAUGAAGCCUAAGAUGACGGUGAAGAAGAUUGACGAUAUUCCAGAAGGGUCUGAUGAAGAAAAGCCAGUACAGAAGAAUCAAGAUAUUCCAGAAGGUUCCGAAGAAGAAAACCCAGUGAAGAAGAAUGACGACAAUCCAGAAGGGUCCGAUGAGGAAGAACCGGUGAAGAAGAAGCCAAAGAGAAUGAUGGGAGACGAUUUGAGGUCAGAGAAGGAGUAUUAA
This is a messenger RNA of Caenorhabditis briggsae, 318 nucleotides long. The record is from RefSeq and is a predicted model, not a curated record. The coding region runs from base 1 to 318 and encodes 105 amino acids. The transcript has a single exon. NCBI's taxonomy places the organism in Eukaryota, Metazoa, Nematoda, Chromadorea, Rhabditida, Rhabditidae.